Synchiropus splendidus (mandarinfish) is the source of this 1738-nucleotide messenger RNA. RefSeq names its product Cbl proto-oncogene C, E3 ubiquitin protein ligase (gene cblc). The record is from RefSeq and is a predicted model, not a curated record. Gene Ontology annotation, biological process: cell surface receptor signaling pathway; negative regulation of epidermal growth factor-activated receptor activity. Gene Ontology annotation, molecular function: phosphotyrosine residue binding; SH3 domain binding; calcium ion binding. Bases 298 to 1671 code for a protein of 457 amino acids. NCBI's taxonomy places the organism in Eukaryota, Metazoa, Chordata, Actinopteri, Syngnathiformes, Callionymidae. Gene Ontology annotation, cellular component: membrane raft; plasma membrane. The transcript is spliced from 9 exons.
GAAGAGCGACACACAAGACAUGACAUCCUGACUCUGAAACCUUUUCAAGAACGCCAUGGGAGUGAUAUGGCAGCCACACUGACUCACACUUUGUGCUGCGUAUAGAGCUGCUCAACGCUCAGCUGAGGGGGGGAAUCGGUCGGCCUGAAGGUUUGUGAGAUGGAGCAAGUUCUCGUCAUAGAGUAGUGAAUUUAGCUACUCAUGGUUACCCAUAUUGAAGAGGAUUUCCGCUCUACCGCUCGACUCACUCAUCUGGAUCAAUAAGCACUGCACGUGGCUCGCACACUCAAACUAAGAAUGGCGACUGCAGCUUCCGAAACCACAGAGUCUCCUGCCACGCUGGACCUGCAGCUGGUGGACAAGACCUUUAAAAGACUAAACAAACUGUACCGGCUGUGCACAGACCCUCGACUCGGCCUGCGGAAUAGUCCACCGAACCUCCCGGAGUUGGUCUCCAACACGUCGGUGAUGCUCAUGGAGAUCUGGGAUCCCUAUAGGAAUCCCGACAUCCGGCAGCCCAGGGGCGAAGAGGCCCGAUACCUGAGGAUCCACAUCAGGAACCUGCUGGAUAAGACGGAACGAGCUUUACAGCUAUUCAAGGAGGGGCAGGACCAGAUAUUUGACGAGUCGUCAAGCUGCAGGAGCAACUUGACCAAGCUGACGCUGCUAUUCAGUCACAUGCUGUGGGAGCUGAAGGCCAUGUUUCCAGAGGGCUACUUUCAAGGCGAGACCUACAGACUGACCAAGAAAGAAGCCGAUGAGUUUUGGAGGAAAUCGUUCGGAAUCAAGUGCAUUGUUCCGUGGAGCAGUUUCGAAGACCAGCUGCGAAAAGUGCACGCGCUUGAGAAAGGGAUGGAAGCCAUCGCGCUGAAGUCCACCAUCGACCUGACCUGUAACAACUACGUCUCUGUGUUUGAAUUCGACACCUUCACGAGACUCUUUCAGCCGUUUAAGUCGCUCAUCAAGAACUGGAACCAGCUAGCUGUGACCCAUCCUGGCUACAUGGCCUUCCUCACCUACGACCAGGUGACGGACCGGCUGGAGAACUACUUACACAAACCUGGGAGUUACAUCUUCCGUCUGAGUUGCACAAGAAUGGGCCAGUGGGCCAUCGGCCAUGUCACGCCCGAGGGCGACAUCGUCCAGACUAUUCCUGAAAACACCCCCCUCUUCCAGGCGCUGAUCCAGGGAUUCAAUGAGGGCUGCUAUGUCUACCCCGACGGUGAAGACGUGAACCCAGACCUGACUUCUCACCGAGAAGCUGCUCAGAGGAGCAAAGUGAAAGUUACACAGGAGCAAUAUGAUCAAUACAAUGAUAUUGGCAGCACAUUCCAGCUCUGUAAGAUUUGUUCAGAGAGAGACAAGGACAUUCGUAUUGAACCUUGUGGACAUCUCAUGUGCCAACCUUGUUUCAGCAGCUGGCAGCACAAGUCAGCCGGACACACCUGCCCGUACUGUCGAUGUAACAUCCUGGGAAAGAAGUCCAUUCACAUCGAGCCGUACCAGCCGGCUCUUCAGGACGAAGAGGACGACGAAGAGGAGGACCAUGAAGACAUAGAAAGCAUUGUUAAACAGAUGGAAGCCAUGAGGACGGUGCAGCGGAGCGACCAGCCACGUAACACACACAGAAAGGACGAAAGGCGAAAAGAAAAGAGAAAAGUUGUGCUUUGAAAUUAAAACAGAAUCUCAUCGGGUGAUGUGUGUUUUCCUUGUAUAAUAAAAUAUAUAAAUUACAUUG